This is a messenger RNA of Balaenoptera musculus (blue whale), 6228 nucleotides long. RefSeq lists its product as uncharacterized. The transcript has 5 exons. Lineage: Eukaryota; Metazoa; Chordata; Mammalia; Artiodactyla; Balaenopteridae. The record is from RefSeq and is a predicted model, not a curated record. Bases 4036 to 4965 code for a protein of 309 amino acids.
AGACACGAGACGGAUUACCUACCAGUGAUGGGUGCAAAAGGUAUCACAAAAGAAUGCAGGUGCUUUCAGCAAUACUGCUCAACUGUGCUGACGUCGUUUUUCACUGCAGGUGGCAGGACGCUUGUCCUCUCUCCAAGUUAUCCCUCCUCCACCAAGAAAGGUUCCUACCCUUCAUUCCACUCCUUUCUCUCCUCAAUCAGUUCAAGUCCGACAGGCCUGCACCUGCUCCCAGAGCGUCCGCCUGAGUGGUCUCGGGGGACCUCUGUCAGGCUGGUGACUGAUGGGGGUCCCUGCCUCAGCCCAGCGCUGCCAUCUAGCGACACUGAUUCACUAGAUUCCACCCUGCUGGCCGAAAGACCCUGAGGAUUUCUAGGUCCUGGCUUAAGAGAGACAUACCACAGGCUAUAAAGGGGGAAACAAGAGGAGAGGCAGCUUUAAAUAGUUACCUGAACACUAGGAAUGUACAUUCUAUACAUUACCAGUUCCAAUUUGUAUUUCUUUGAAGAAAGCUAUGGAAACGACGACUAUUACCCAGUCUGGAAAAAUCAGAACUGUUGGUAACACUCUGAUUAUUACCAUCAGUGUUUCCUUGGAUCUGCGGUGGGGACAGUCCCAGAGGAAGAAUAAGUCUUAGCGACCAUCAUCCUAGCCGCCAACAAUGAGUCUGAGGGUGCGGCCUUCUCCACCCCCUCCUCUGUGACAAAUAACAGCAAAGCAAAGGUAAACGUUCUACCUGAAAUUUUUAAAAACCUAAGACCCUCUAUGACCUUGAAUUAUAUAGAGGGUUAAUUUUUAUCGGACUUUUUGUGGUUACUUGACCUGGGCUACCCUGGGCAGAGACCUCACUCGGUGCUCUUCCUGGGCCCCAGUUUUCAGAAGCGCGUAAAAUGCGUGAGACGGGCCUUUAGGUCGCAGCGACCCUCCACAGCAGGUCUCACGCCCGCAUUCCGGAGCUUGGCUGGGCAGGCUUGUGGGGAUGCAGAGCUGCACAGGGCUUCGCCCUUGUGACACGACUUAGCCCUUAAACCCUGAGCGUCACGGCCCCCUUUUACAGUUGGGGACACUGAGCUGCAGAGACAGACCUGCCAGAGGACACAGCCAGGAAACGAGAGCUGGGCUGGGAGCUGAGCCCCGACUUCCUCCGGAAGUGCCGACGGGGGCAUCUCGGGCCUGAGGACGGGUGUCGUCACGAGAGUCCCUGGCCCGGACUGUAGCCGGGCCGCCCGCCGCGUCCUCGCUGCUGCUGUUUCCCCAAGGAGCUCGACGGCUCCCGGCACCAGAGGGGCACCGGGGCCUGGCCCCUGGGAAAGUCACUUCACCUCUCCUAAUUCCCAUUUGCUGACUGCCUCGUGGGGCUGCCGUGAGGACCAAGUGAGCGCUUCGCAUGCAGUGAUGAGAAAUAAACGCUCCGUUCUGCUGCUUUUUUCAGGCCCACACACCCGAUGAGACCGGCUCACCCCAGGACCUGAUUAAGAAGCCCUAUCGUAAAGCGACGGAAUGAAGGUGCUGCUCAGAUGUCUCUCAGAAACAGGAAAUGGGAGGCCUGAGAGAGUAGAUUUUGUGCAUCCUUCUUGCUUUGGAGUAUGCUGCCAGAGCCGCCUUUAAGAGCAACAUGAUUUAAAGUGACUGCAGGGAAGACUUAGGAGUGAGGUGCAGAAACUAACCCUGCCGGUGAUCAUUGGAAGGACGCAAUUUACUCCAGAGGAAAAGCGAAGUACUCCAAGCGUAGGAGGGAGACUGUGAGGAGAGCAGACCAACCUUUCCACCUCACGCUGGUGCCUGCAGGGCGCCAUGCACACAGGCAGGUGUCUGACGGCUGCGUCCGAGGCCCAGGAGGAAAGGGGUCCUGCCCAACCCUAAGCACUGUCUGUGCCUGGGAUACACUUCGUCUCCUUUCCCCGCUCCCACACACACGGUGAGAACAGGUUGGCAUGCUGCUCUGUAAAGAGUGCACGUUUCUACCACGCUUUCAAGAUUUUUACUGCGAUUGCUUAGAACCCUACAAAUACUGCCCCAGAAUCUUCCUUAACUUCCCAAACUUAAGAAAACGGCAUAUGUUGUCAUUUAUCACCUUGUUAUUCCCACACCAUCCUCCACUUUGGAACAGAAAGGGGAAAGGGCCUGGAAUUCAGGAGGCAGAACUGUGAGUUUGAUAAUAUACUGAUAUUGGCGAAAUAUAUUACUAAUAACAAGUGAACAGGACUACUUAGAAAGCAACCAAAGUAGCGAGUGGUAUAAUUUUGACACUUUCAGUCCAGAACUCAGGGAAGCAUUUUUGAAAAGAUGCCUCCAAUGUGCACGCUAGAAAGUUCAGAUUUUUAAGUCUGAAUGUUUUCUGAGGAAGAUCAUCCAAAAUGAGCAUUCAGUGAUUUUAAUCCUACAAAUGUGCCAAUUAACCUAGUAAAACUGCCGUCAUUCCAGGCUCAGGGGCACAUAAACGCUGUCUGUUCGCUUUUAACUGUCUCGUUUCUUUCUGCUUUAUCAUUAAAACAUGAAGGAAUAACGGAAGUGAAUGUUUGAAGGGAAGCUUGGAAGGUGCCAGAAAACCUUAUAACGUUGAAACACACACAACCAACAAACCAGCCUUUUAAAUUUAACUCAGCUGCUCACUGCUUUUCCAUUGCAGACAAGUCCUCAGUGUUUAAAGCUAUAGCGCGAAUCCCGCGUUCGAAUUCUUAAGGUGGUUCUCUGUUAACCAUCCAGCUUGUAACGCGUAUCUGAGGCCUCCUGCACGGUCAGUGAUUUACGUGCUAUGGACAAAACAUCUGCAUUUCCCGGUUUAUGAAACCUAACUUGCAGCCCACAGGUCUCGGGAAAGCCUGCCGCUUGCACACACAAUGCAACUGGAGGACGCAGCAAACGGUGCACGACAGCCAUUCCAAACCGGAGAGCAGGACAGGGGAACCUAGCAACGCAGCAAAACAAAGUCAAACAUCUGUGUUUCGAUUCCGCCGUGUCUUCAAGAUGGGGUUAGAGUCGGCCAUAAGCGGAGCCGGCGGUCCUCGGUUCGGCACCCGCCUGCUGUAACGCGGCACAGUCCCUCAGGGCCCCGCUCAACCGUGCGACUGUCUCCCGGGAGCUGCCGGGCUGAGGACGCUCCGCGGCCAGCGCCCGCCGGAGCUGCGUUCUGCCCCAGGUGGAGACUGCACGCCACCAACAACGUCUGACGUGCUUCUUAUUCCCUGAAGGCCGACCCAGGUGGAAAAUCAUUCUAUAAAAUAAUCUGCUGACCGCAUUGUCCUCUUUCCUUGCUUCUCACCCUUUCUGUUGGCUGCUCUCGGGGAUUAUCUUCCGCUGCUCUGGAGAGCUCGGCCGUCUGUGUUUCAUUACCGAACUCAUCUUUCCAUCAGCCUUUGCCUCUUUCCCUCGGUCACUUCGCAUCGUGGAGGCCACGGUGCACCAGAAAAGAGAUGGAGUUGUCUCCCUCCUAAACCCAAAUCCUUCCAUAACGUGGAAAAAAAUGAAGGUACCAAAGGGCGUCAAGGAAGCAGGGAGCCCAGGUCAGUGGACCCCACGUUAUGCUUCUGGGACUAACGUAUCUUGAAACACUUAGCUUUUACUUUUGAGAUUUUUUUUCAGUGCCUAUUUACAUCACGCUUCUUUUAAACCGUGUUGUAAUUCACAAACUACAAUAAGGGCGAAGUCCUUUACUGCACCGUAGCGUGACGCGUGUCUGUCACCACGUUCCUACGGCAGCAAGGGGCAGGCCGAGGGACGGCGCGCUGCUCGUCAGGCCCGAGACGCCGCCGUGUUCUCCUAAGUGGGCAGCACGUUCACUCCAGUUUCUCGGUGGUGCCUCACAAGACCCACAUCCGGCAGCUGCGGACACACCUGCUACUGAAGAGCCGGCCGGAGAGGAAGCGUCACCCCUGCGCGGACAUCAGCGGGCGCCUCACUCAGAAGCCUGGAGCGGCGACUGCCGAGCGCCGCGAACACCGGAAGUCACAACCGUGUCAGGCUGCGGGCCGGCGCCCACGCGGGGCACGUCCUCGGAGUCCCCUCGGGAGCCUCGCCUCGGACGCCGGCCUUUCGGUCAUGUCGGUGGGAGAGGAGCCGCUUAGUCACGAGAAGGAGCCCCAUUCGCGAGGAUCCUCGUGGGCCCGACCUCGCGAGCCGGCGGGAUUCUGGCAUCGGGAGCUGCUCUGCCACCGGGGCCGCGAGGGCUCUGGGGCGCGGGCCAGCCUCGCCGCUGUUUGCCUGACUCACAGCCAGGGCGGGAGGGCCUGCCAGGAGAGCCGGGCGUCCGGUGACCUGCGGGAGGCGGCCACUCCCCAUCUCUCUGUCUCGUCCCCGCAAGGUAAAGGGCGAAGACCCAGACAGGGCGGGCCCCGGGGGGCGCGGCCAGGGCUCUGGGGCGGCAGCAGAGCGCACGACCCGGCACGAGGGCGGCUCCCCGCCAGCCCAGCCGUGCACGUGGGGCCUGCAGCCGAGCCCUCCUCCCAGGGCCCCGCCGGGCACGCCUCUCCCAGGGUGGAGGCCGGGAGACCCUGCGCCGGCACCGUGCUGGGGAGAGUCCAGCCCGCACUGACUUCUGGACUCGUGGCGCUGAGGGAGGGACACGCCGGGCUCCACGGCUCCUGCCAGCUCAGCGUGCUGCUCCGAGAGGGGGACCAGCGUCCUCGAGCUUCAACAGCGGCAGUGACCUGCACUGACGAAGCACGUCACAUGCCAGGUAACCGAGCGCUUUACAGGCAUCGUUUAGAUUCGUGUUAUUUUUCUCACUUCAUGGACGAGGAAGCGGGCGCAGAGAUUCAGGACCUGCUAAAGGCCACGCGGCCAGGACCCAACUCAGACCUGCCCGGUGCCGGGGGCUCGCUCUUACCCCCGGCUCUUCCGAAUUGUCCCCACUGUCUCCACUCCUGGUCUUCGUCCUGUCACUUCCGUCUUCUGACUUUGCCCCUCCUCCUUUCCCAUGUUGACACGGACAUCUUCAGCCCUCCUUCCCCUGGCUGGUCAGGGGUUUAGUAAACACGCAGAGACCGCCACCCUGGAGCCCAGCGGCCUGCCCGCUGCCACUUGCCUGGUCCUUCCCGUUGGAACUUUCCCACGUGGAACGAUACGUCACCCGAAGAAGACUAGAAGCAGACUCAAAACUGCAGUCUGACAUUUACCUUUUCUUCUAUAACAUUGCUCACUCCAGUAACAACAGUUCAAAACAUUCACUAGGACAAAGGCCUUGAAGUGGACAGCAGGACCCCAGGAAUGGUGAGUACAUAAGGAGCACAGUGAAUUCCAGCUCCAUAAGCCACCCUAGCCUUCCUAGGGCACGAGAGAAGGACCCAGAGCGAAGAAAAAUUCUGCAUUUUGCUGAGCACUCCACUACUUUUUUAAGAGGCAGAAAACUGAAAAUCAAAAUUGGUUAAUAGAGUUGUAGUAGUAACAUCAAAGAUCAACGAUCAUAGACCACCAUAACAAAUGUAAUAAUAAUGAAAAAGUGUGAAAUAUAACAAGAAUUACCAAAGGUAACACAGACAUGUAAAGUGAGCAAAUGCUAUUAGAAAAACAGCAGUGAUAGACUUACUCAACACGGGGUUGCCACAAAACUUCAAUGUGUAAAAUACGCAAUAUCUACAAAGUGCAAUAAAGAUGGAAUUAAAAAAAAAAGUAGUCAAGGAAACAUACUAAAAAUAUAAUUAUAAAAAGAGAGUUCCACUUUCGUUCCCUCAAAUACGAACAACAUGAACACAAAUAAGCGUUAAAAUGGAACUUAUUAGUAAAGGUUGUGAUUUUGACUAUUUUUCAAAGAGAUGGUCAUGUGUUCACUGAUUGAAAAGUUAGAACCUCAAGAAGGCGCGUUAACUUGGAAACUGUUUCCUGUCAGUGGAGAGUCGGCUGUCCUGGAUCACAGCCUAAUUUGUGGGCAAUUUCAGUUUCACUCUUAUUACUGUCAUUGCAGAAAUGUAUCUUUACAUGACAAUGUAACCUCAGGACAGGAUAACACUGUACAAACUUUCAGAAGUCCGUAAGCUUUGCUAAAAUUAUUUGUAUCAUUUUCUAACAAACACUUAAUAUUUCCUUCAAAAGAAAUAAUGAAAUAGGGAAUGAUAUAAAUAGAUCAGAGAUUUUUUAAAAAGAUAACUUCUGGGCAAUCUUCAUCAGUUAUAUAAUAAAACUGUUAACUUUAGCUUUUUUUUUUAAAAAAAAGAGUGUUUUUUACCAAAAUGGGAAAAGAAUUUUAAAAAGAAUAUAUAUAUGUGUAACUGAAUCACUUUGCUGUAUGACUGAAAC